Molecule: messenger RNA, 3598 nt
Organism: Protopterus annectens (West African lungfish)
Lineage: Eukaryota; Metazoa; Chordata; Ceratodontiformes; Protopteridae
Gene: CNST
Product: consortin, connexin sorting protein
Exons: 3
Coding region: 765-1367 (200 amino acids)
Biological process (GO): positive regulation of Golgi to plasma membrane protein transport
Cellular component (GO): plasma membrane; trans-Golgi network; transport vesicle
Molecular function (GO): connexin binding
Source: RefSeq, a predicted model, not a curated record
UGUGUGUGUGUGUGUGUAUAAGGUAUGUUAUUUUAAGAGACAAAACAGGCAGCGUCACAUGAAUAGGUAGGAGGAACAGUCAAGUCUGAGCCUGCUAGGUUAUUUUCAGCACAGUCAUUAGUACUGAUUUCAUCUGAAGCCAGACACUUAGGUUAACAUGCAAGGGUGCAAUUUUCUUACUUUGUUACAGGCAACAAAGUAGGAAAUGGGACACAGCCAAAAGACAAGAGUUGUCCUGAGCAAUAGGUGAUAUCACAGGAUUUGCUUCAUAUACCUGUGAUUACUUACACAGAGCUGGCAGGGACUGCAUUUCACUAGACGAAGAAAGCAAAGACAACCUGUACAAUGCUGAAUCAUCUCAAGAGGCAUGCACACAGUCCAUAGGGGCAAAGAGCAGGCUUUGCUUUGAUUGCACCAUUCUUGGAAAGGAUAAAAGAGGAAACUGCUCAGCUAAUUCUAAAGGUAUCAAUGCCAUGCUAAUGUGCUCACAGCAGCAUGAACCUCUGAGGAAGGGAAGGAGUUUUCAGAUCAGGUACUACUGCCACACUUGUUAUUGAAAUCUAUAAGUAUCACAAGUGUUUCAGCAUACUGGGCAUGAUUUCAAGAAAAUUUUAAGCAUCCUGAUGGCUCUGAAAGAAGACAGAUUAUUUCAGAUAAAUGAAUAAUUCUGUUUUAGAACUGCAGCAUCCAGCUGUGGACUUUAAAAAUGCAGAAACACGGUAGGAUACAAACGGGUCGGCUUACCAGUGAAUUAUAAGACUGAAAUGGUGCCCGAGAAAUGUGAAAGAGGAGUUCAGAGGGUUACUGGCAAUGCAGAGAUUACAGAGAGUCUUCCUGAUAUGGAAUUAAGUGACAGCUUUGAUGAGAUGCCUCGGCAGAAUUUCUGCAACCAUGACUCGUUCGUUGAAGUUAGUCAUGAUGACUUGAAACAGCAAGUGUUUUACAAAAUCGCUGAUGCCAUGACAUUUGGAGACAGUAUUCAUUCACUGGAUGACCCUGUAAAAAACAUACAGAUAGAAGAGAGUAGCCCUGCAGAGGGACUGAUAUCCAUACUAAAGAAAAGACAUGCAGCUGAAGAAGACCUUAAUGGUGAACAGUUCCAGCAAAAACAGUCAAGGAGGAGAGUGAGGUUUAAAGAGCCCACAGAAACAUCCCACAAGGAUGAUUCUGGUAGUGAUUCCUACCUAUCACUGAGCCUGCUGUGCACAGCAAUAACUGUCCUGAUUCUUGGAGGAAUGAUCUUGUACUGUACCUUUACUGAUGAACACUCAAGCAUAUGUACAAACUUUUUGAGUACCAUGGAAUUGUACUACACAAAGCUACAAAGAAGAAUACAGGAGCUGAAACAAUGGACUUCAUUUUCCUAGCAGUUACUGUGCACAUGGGUAUGUUAACACUAUCACAUAGAACUGUGCACAGUCUUACAGAAUACUGAAUGAUCGUGCAACAGAUAUGACAUUAAGACUCAAACCUCAGCAUGCUUUCUCAAAAUAAAAUUAAUGUAUUCAUGUUCACAGCAAAACCUUGGUGAAGCACUGCUUCAUGUAAGGGAAUACUACUCAUGCAAGGAAGAAAAGUCAGAAGUGCAAAAAAUCAAGUUAAAAUAUAUAAAACCAAAAGAGUUUUAUAGAUUUAUUCUAAGGAAUAUCAUGUUUGUGUGUGAAAACUGUAUAUGUAAAAGUAUGUAAUACCUACAAUAAACUUGCAACAUUUAAGAAAACAUUUGCAACCUGCAGCAAAUAAACAUUUGAAAUACACACCUGUCAAAACAAAAAUGCACAUGAAGCUGGUUUAACAGCACUAUACUUCUAAAUACUUAGUUUCACAGCUUACAUAAUUUUAAUGUGUUUAAUAUGUUAUAUUUCUGUAAAAACUGUAUUAUAUUCCUGAAAUCACGUUAGGCUUUUUUCAUACAUUUUGUAAUCGGAAAAGAAGCAUUUUGUUCUGGCAAACAUUUCAAGUCAACCAGUUUUAGAAACACAGUUUUGAAAUACAAACAUACAUUGACCAUAAACUUGAUAACUUUUUAUGUACCAGAGUAAUCCAUGGAAGAACAAUAGCAAAGAAAAAGACUGUGAUAUGCAUGAUAUAACUACAAAUAUCAUUUACAAUGCAUUUCCUUAUCACUUGCAGCCUUUUUUGUAACCUGGGCUUGUCAUCUGUUGUCUAUCAUUUUUAAGUUGUUGCCAAGCACAUUGUAAAACAGUUCUGCUUAUAUAAAUGAGCCUUCACCCAUGAUAAUGGAAACACCACCACCAGGGACAGUAAACUCAUUGUAGAAUAAGGCAAGCAUUACAAAUUUAACGUGAAGAUCUAUUUAUUAAUAAGGCCACAAAGAAAGAAGGCAGAUUAUGUAUAGGAUGACAAUGUAAUUGUAUUGUUCCAGCAAAAGAGGAUUUGUGCUAUGAAGCAAUCUGUCAGGCCAGAUUCCACACACUGCUUUAUUAUCAGGUAGAGCAGACUACAGGAGAUGCUACUUCUACUGGGUUAUGUUUAUGUUGCAUAAAUAUACAAUCCCGAGAACCCAAACUCUUUCAGGAAGAGCUAGAUUAACCAUCAAUGUCUACCACUAGAAUGUUGUCAUACUACAGAGUGGGUUAAUUUCAACAGUUUUUGAGGAAGGACUGUGCUUGAUUUGUUUUGUUAAAAAGCUGUUGAGAACAGGAACCUAGAACCAGUCACUAAGAAAGCAAAUGUCAGUGUUCAUAACUAGUGCAUUUUGUUUUCUAGAAAGAUUUCCUUUCAUAGGCAAUGUAAUUUGUAAGACUGAUUAUAAUUUUUGUGCAAAACCAGUUAUUUGAAACUGAGGAGAACUAGAAUGUGAGGGUUUUCCUGAUUCAUAAGGGAUCUCCAUCCCAUGCUCUGUUUUCUCUAGCUACUCUAUCUCGACACACACACACACACACACACACACACAUUUGUGUAGCCUCUCUCUAUUAUGUCUUCCUGGAAACAUUGUGUUUUUCUCAUUCACACACACCAGAGCCAAUUUACUAAUAGGAUCAUCCUUGUUUAAAGAACUUCAAAGCAAAACUUAGUGUUAUUCUUAAGCAUAAAAGCUGUGUGCAAUCAGGGCUAUAACAGUUUGUAAAACUUUCAUGACUAUGUACUACUGAGCGUCAGUGACAGGGCAGUGCCUGGUGUAGUGUUUUUGACUUACACAUGUACUUAUAUAGUGUAACUUCAAAUGGUUUCUUUUUUAAUUAAUUGUGUUAAAGAACAUCUGUUUUCAAGUACUUCAUUUUCUGUAUCUUUCUGUUGUCUUUUGGCACUUUAAUUUAGAAACUGUGCCAUGUUCUGCAUUUAACUAAUUCCUGCUUAAUAAGUACAUCUUUUUGAAAAUAUUCAUCUUAAUAAAAAAUAUUUUGAAACAUUCUUUGUAAAAAAAAAUAAAAAUUGGGUAGCACUCUGCAAAUUUCACAGCUUAAAAUCAAGAUGUUAAUGAUGGUUUUGAAUUUUGUUUCUUAUGUCCACGAUAUAGUAGUAGUUUAGUAGACCCUAUCACUAAAACAAACUGCAUUAUUGUACAUUCACAGAAAUUCAAAAGAGUUCUAACUUCUUAUUUAUUUAUUGCUUCAAAGACUUGGAAUAAAAGGCU